UUUUCAAUAUGGCGACGCUAUAGUACGUCGAGGGAAGUGUAUUUCUCGUUUUCUAUUUUUAUUCAGUAAAUCUAAAUUAUUUUUACGCAAUAUAACCAGCCGUAUAUAGUGACCCAAAUAUAAAUAUUUUUUUUUCCAAAAAUAUCUUUAAAAUUAAUACGUAACAUCAAAAACAUAAGUGGAAGUGCGUUUCUAAUGGAACGUCCGACAAUAAUAUAGAAACAUGAAUUGGAAAAAUGCAGUGUGGUUGUAAACGCGCACUCGUAUUACAGCUCGAAUUACGUGUAUACAGGAAUACCUAAACAAUAUUCCCGUGGUGCAUGAUUCACGAGGUUAGAGGUUACGGUGCGAUGUGUAAUUGAAUUCAUUAAACUGAACGCGGGGUCGUAGUUCUUGGAUGUUAUCUCGUAAUAUUCACUACAACGAUCGCAAUGAUUGAGAGCGUCUCUCGUCGGGCCUUCAGUAGUUCCAGCGGUACGUAUAAUGUCCGCGCAUCGGAGCUGGCUCGAGAGAGGAAGCUAAACAUCUUCAAUGUCACGAUCGUGUUGUUGGACGAUACCCAGCACUCGUUCCAAAUUGAGAAAAAAGCUAAAGGAAGCGUUCUGCUGGAACUGGUGUUUCAACAUCUUGAGUUGAUAGAGAAGGACUACUUUGGAUUACAAUUUACUGAAAAUGGGUCUCCUCCAAAUGCAACGAAUACAGAAAUAACGCGUUGGUUAGACAGCGGCAAAUCGGUAAAGAAGCAAGUCGGUGUCAACGCACAGUUUUGGUUGGCAGUGAGAUUUUAUCCCCCUGAGCCUUGCCGCCUGGCUGAAGAGUUCACGAGGUACCUCCUAUGCUUGCAACUGAGAAAACUCUUGUUGGAUGGUAGAAUGAGUGCUCCGAAGAACACCGCUCUGUUGCUUGCAUCUUUUACCGUACAGGCUGAAAUAGGCGACUACAAUGCCACAGAACAUCAGCCGAACUACCUGUCAGAGCUGUGCCUUAUACCCAAGCAGUCAGCAGAAGACGAGCGAAGAAUUAGAGAACUGCAUAAGUUACAUAAAGGGCAGUCACCGGCUGAUGCGGAGGCGAACUUUCUAGAACACGCGAAGAGGUUGGAUUGUUAUGGGGUUGAAUCACAUCCUGCAAAGGACUAUCACGGAAAGGACAUAUUCAUUGGCGUGACGUCAAUCGGUAUCGUCGUAUUCCAGAACAGUACGCGAGUGAACACUUUCUCUUGGAGCAAGAUCGUCAAGAUAUCCUUCAAGAAGAAGCAGUUCUUCAUACAACUUAAACGAGAACCAUCGGAGUCCUACGACACGGUGCUGGGCUUCAACAUGCGGUCGGGGCGUGCUGCCAAGGCGCUGUGGCGGUGUAGUGUAGAACGACAUGGCUUCUUCCGACUCAGAGCGCCGCGCCGCCGCCACCUGCUGGAGAGCUUCGGCGCGUUCGCCGGCGUCGCGGCGCCCACCGUCGCGCGCACCGAGACGCAGGCGCUGGAGGACGCGCGCCGCUCGCGCUCCAGCAACAGGAGCUUCGUGAGACGCAGCAGCUCCCGGACGAGAGAGCGAUCGGCGGGCGCGUCACCCGCUCUGUGCGUCAACAGUGCGCGCGGCGCACGCGUCACGGCGCACGACGAGCCGCCGCCGCGCGCCGCCUGGGGCGACGCAGCGCGCGACAUCGAGGACAGCGACGGUGGUUUCCUCGAGCGCGCGUUACGGGUUCCAUUCCCGUUCGUGGACGAAUCGGAAUCGGAAUCGGCGCCGGAGCAAGCGGAGGACGAGACGGAGGGAGUGGAGGGCGCUGUGUUCGUGCACCUCUCCGCCGGACCGGACGGCCGGUUCGGGUUCAACGUCCGGGGCGGAGGGAACGGUGUCCCGGUGCUGGUCUCCAGGGUCGCGCCGAGAACGAGGGUCCAUUUGCAAGAGGGAGAUCAGGUGAUAUCGAUAAACGGCAAAGACGUGGAUGAAAUGACACACGAACAAGUCGUCCAAAUGAUCAGAAACACGAAAGGAGUUCUAACAUUACUUGUGAAGCCAAAUGCUGUAUACGAACCAGAAACAGGUCCCGAAGAGCCGGCAGUGUGUUUCGUUCCCCUCGAACCUGUGGAACAGCUGGAAGGUGAUCCAUUGGAGCAGUCCAUGCUUCUGCUGGGAGACGGCUUAGCCAGCGGAGCGGCUUUGAAGCAAUACGAGACGUUGUUAAGAAGAUUGUCGGAGGAAUGUUCUUCUGUAGCGAAACUCCAACAAAACAUCAACAAGAAUCGAUAUAGAGACAUAGCUCCAUAUGAUUCAACGCGAGUGAUAUUGAAGAACAGCCCGACCGGGGACUACAUCAACGCUUCGUACAUCAACAUGGACAUACCCAACUCUGAUCUGGUACUGACUUACAUCGCUACGCAAGGUCCACUAGCAUCAACAGUAGGCGAUUUCUGGCAAAUGGUAUGGGAGUGCGAGAGCAGUUUGGUGGUGAUGUUGACAGUGUUGGCCGAGCGGGGGCGCGCCAAGUGCCACCAAUAUUGGCCCAAGGUUGGCACCACGCCGCUCAAGGCAACCAACACCUUGACCGUCCUGACCAACAGUGAGCAAAAUCUAGGACACUAUGUAAGAAGGGAAAUGAGUUUAAAGGAGUCGAGUAGUGGGGCGAGUCGGAACGUCACCCAGCUGCAGUACACGGCGUGGCCGGACCACGGCGUGCCGGAGGACUCCACCGCCUUCAUCAACUUCACGAAGCUCUGCUCGCAACUCAGGAACCAUAGAGCAGUUAUACCAACAGUAGUCGAAGAGCUAGCCGCCGAAGAGGAGCGAGUGCUUGAGCCGCCGAUGAUUGUGCACUGUUCGGCCGGCGUUGGGCGCACGGGGGCUCUUAUACUAGCCGAGACAGCGUUGGAACUGUUGGCUAGAAGACAACCUCUCUACCCUCUGGACUUAGUUCGAACUAUGCGUACUCAGAGACCCAUGUGUAUACAAAAUGCUAGUCAAUACAAGUUUGUAUGCGAAAGUAUCCAAGCCGCGUACUCGCAGGGUGUUAGUACUAUAGAGAAACCGACCAACUGAUGACCGACCCCUCCCCUCGGGGACGUUUAUGCGAAAUUAGCACUUAUUUGUAACAAGGUAACGCUCUGGUUCCUCUGCCAACCCGUUGGACAUAACCUUGUUUAUUAGAUACAAUUUUGAUACUUGAAACUAGUCUAAACAAAUCUUUUGUAUUGAAAAAUGACACGUAUUUAUUAUGUUUAUAAGGUCGUAUUUCUUUUAACUACUUUGACAUAGUGGAAGGAAUUUUGUAUGCUCUCUUUUUUCUUGUACAGUAGCAAAUAUGAGAUGAAUUUGGCAAACUGUUGGGCUGAAUUUGGGACAAACGUUACUAAUACUAAAAAAACUGAUUUGGACCAAUUUUACACCAACAAUUUUGGCAAAAUACAGCCAAUAUUGGAACCAAUGUUUGUGUUGUAAAAAUCAUUGAUUAAAAUAGCCUUAUUAGGCUUACGUGAAUACUUUAGUGAAUUGGAACUCACUUAAUAUUAUACUCUACCGCGUUCUUGGAAGUUUUUAUAUGAAAAAAAUAAUAUCUGUUAUUUUUUUAUUGGUUUUACUACAAGGGUAUUUUUAUCAUCGUCUCUUAGACAAAUAUCCUUUUUUUUAAUCAUAAUCGAGCGCCUCAUUAGGCAUGUAACCAUAGACCCAAACUUUAUUUAACAUUGUGGUUAACAAUUAACUCGAAUUAAUUAAAUGAAGACGACAUAUCAAUAAUAAAUAGGCAUCAAAUUACUUUUUAAUAAUAAUUCUUAUAUUUAGAUUAAUUUAACAAUUGACACGUUGACAAUCAAACGUAUUUUUAAAACAAGUCGAAUCUGUGGCAUUGUUUGUUUUAAAAAAAAAAACUUAAUUUGUAAUUGACUGAUAAUGAUGAUGACAAUGAGUGUAUAUGACCCAUAUAGUUCAAUUUCACGCCUCACUCUUCAUAGACACAUAUAUGCAUAACAUGUUGAGGUGUCAAAGUUAAAUAAUCUAAACAUACAACUGUUGUGUACAUUCUUAAAAUCUUUUAUUUAUUUAUUAUUUAAUUGUGCCAUUUUUAUUAAUUAUUUUUUUUACUCUAGUUUCUCUAUGCCUUUGGUUAUAAUAGUUAGAUAAGAAUUUGAUAUAGAAACAUUUGACGAUUGAGUAGGCAGUUGACAGUCGACGCGAUGGUGAACUUUUUGAACGAACGAACCGUUCAUUUUAUAAAGUUUGGCUAAUAGAGACUGUAAUCACCAAAUUUAAAAAAAAAUCAUGUAAACAAAUUUAAAAAACAUGAGUUUUCAUAAUUUGUUUACCUAAAUUUUUUUUUGUUUGUAAAUACAUUAAGUAUAAAACUUAGAUAUUCCAAUAUUUGCACUAUAAUUUUGAGAAUUUACUCCAUUUUUUUUUUAUUUGGCGGGCGAUUUAAGUCUCUACUUUCAUUAGCCAAUCUCUACAGACAAUCGCACUUGGUCUGUUAUUACUGCGCCCAAAACUAAACGGAAUUCCCGGAAUGUACAUUGAAUGAUAAAAAAAUGCCUCGAAUCUACCACUACAGAUGAGGCAUUUGCAUUAUAAAUGGUGUCUCGUAAUUAAUGGAUGGAUUGAAAAUCCGAAACAAGAAAAAUAACUUGGUCACCCUAAGAAUUUUUGAAAAACUAUUCAAAUUAGUUUUAGAUGAUUAGGUCGUGUAUCUACGUUUGCGUUUGUGUUUUAUCCAUUAAUUACGGGACAUCCUGUAUAAGUUACCGGCAAUAUGUAUAAUCCGAUACAAUACAACGUAUAGAAUACGUACUUGUAGGUAAUAUAUGUAAUGGACAAUCAUAUUCAUAAUAUUUCAUACAUUGCCAGAACGCCCCAGGUAUUACACAGAUUUUCAUUUAUCAAUUAUACAGAUUGCCGGUAAUUAAUAUCCUUAUUAUAACAUUUACUUAUACAGUUUUAAACACGUCAUAUACCGCGGUAAAGUUAACAUUUUUGCAAAAUGAUACACACAAAUGUGUUCAUAAAAUUAUCUGGGACCCAAAUAACAUAAGGUAUCAUAUCUUCGUUAAGAUACAAAAAAAAAUGUAUUCCACGCCACCUCCCUCAGGGGUCUAAUCUAAGGGUAACUGAAGCAACCCUUUUGUUAACUUGGUACAAUACAACUUCAAAGUAUUGAUAAGAAGUGUUCAUCAUAAAGCGAACACCAGUGAUUUGGUUUACUUAACUUUAAAAAAAAAAAGAAAAUUUGCCAUAUCUUUUUAAUAUGACCAAUAUUCCCAUUCCCCUCCCAACUAGUCGGGAAAGACUGUAUUAGGAGUGGUUACUAGUAUAGUCCAACGGGGUGGGAUAGAACCACCACCCGUCGGUGAUGAGUUCGGGCGCUUUACCCUUGAUGCAGGCUUCAAAAUUAACUAUGAAGAAAAUUGAGCUUUAAAACUUAAUCCGUGUGUAUGAAUAUGGGGGUUAAAGUGUGAAGUCUAUAAAUUAAAAAAAAAACAUCCAUAAUAUUAACUUGCUUGAACAAAAGCAUAAUUUUGACACAUACGAAAUUGUACGCAAUUCCCAAGUGCGUACGUAUAUUUUUAGACCACAUUGUAUUCAGGUGUAUUUAACGUAAAUUACUCGUAAAUCGUACGUAAAAUAUUUCGACACGUGUGUAGUUAGAACAUAUCCCUCCCAUUAUGAAAUCUCAUCCAUCCAUAUUGAAAAAUACAUGUUUUUAACAACACUCUCGUCAAAUUCAAUGUAUAUUACCCCGGCAUAUAAGUUGAACUAAAAUAGGAGUUGUCUAAGCAGCCCCUGUAGCCAAGUGUUACGUCGAUUCUCUUUCUACGGUCGCAAACGCUUAGAAAACUAGAAAAUAGUAUGAGAAUGACAGAUCUUGAUCACGUGGCCUGUCGAUAGCAAAUGUCAUUCUCAUACAUUUUUCUAGUUUUCGAAGCGUUUGCGAUAGUAGAAAGAGAAUCGACAUGCCACUUACCUACAAGGGCAAGCAGUGUAGUCCGUGCUCUGUUGUUGUCCGGUAUAUUAAAGAUGUUAAGUCCGGCCGCUCAGAGAUUGCGUUUCAGCCACAUGGCUAGAGAGGUAGAUAGUGUAGUCCGUGCUCUGUGGUUGCCUGGUAUAUUAAAGAUGUCAAAUAAAGUCCGGCCGCUCAGAAAUUGCGCUUCAGUCAGGUCGUGAUCGAAUUGGCGAUGUAACUUUGAACUGGCGUACAACGUUGUUGAACUGCUCUGUUUCAGGGUUAUACCAACUGUUUGUCUUUGUCAAAAUAACAAGACAAUUGUAAUUGAAUAUGUUUGUCCCAUUCGAUCACGACCUGUUAGAAAUGCAAUCUCUGAGCGGCUGGACUUUUAUUGAAAUUUCGUACGCGAUUGUAAUGAAGUCAACGUGUUGCUAUGGUUACUCGUGGCACCUACAGUACGUCGCUAACCCCCAAAAAUGUGUUACUGCGUAUAGUUCAACUUACAUGCCGCUUAAUACAUUUUGGUUUAUUUUAGACGUAAUUUCUUGGUGAAUGCCAUACGAGAUCUAAAUGGGCGUUUCAUUGCAAUACCAGAGAUUAUUUCCCCAUUACAAUUUUUUUUGUCUAUAAAUAGAUAAGUUUGAAUUUAGGGUAAGUGGAUGUGUUAAAAGUUAAAAUAUGCAAGUCUAGUUUAUAACACAAUAUUGACGUAACAACAUUUUAUAAUUCGAUGGAGCCGGCUGCACACUCGAAAAAAGAUGACGUCAUGCGUCGUUCCCUCGUUCUAGGGUUGAAGAAAUGAGGUAUAUUCUGGUCUAUGGAGAUUAUUAAACAGUAUUUUAGAAAAACGAACAUUUUCUUUUGCAAAUGCAACCAUUCCAUCAGUAUUUUCUUAUGGCGUUGUCACGUUCAACUAUCAUCAGUAAACCGACUUUAUAGACAACCGGUUUUUUUUAAAAGAACUUUUAACUGGCCAAGCAACAGUUAUGUGUCUGUGUGAAAUUUCGAAAUUUAAAAUAACUGUGUUUUUCAAGUGCUAUCUAUGGCUAUGGCUAUUUACAUGAGCAAGCUAUUUUAAAAUUUUCGUCUGUCUGUCUUUCUGUUUAGUUUGUCCGGGCUAAUCUAUGGGUCAGCUUAUCCGAUUUUAAUAAUAUUUUCACUGAGAGGAGAGACUUCAUUCAGUGUUUUAUUUAUCCCAUGAAUAAUGAAUAUUAUAUCUUUUCAACUUUUUUUUAACGUUUACCAAAAACCCAUAAGUUAAAACUGGAAUGGAAACCAAGGAAUUUCGUCUAUCUUUUUUUUGAAAAUCAUUGUAAAUUAUAAAUAUCUUUCAUAUAUAUAUUUAUUUUUUAAUACUUGGUAACAAGAUUUGUAUCAUACUCCGUAGUUAGAGCUAGAACAUAAAUGAUUGUAGUAUUGUAGAAGUGCUAAUUUGAUUGUAUACAAAUCGCUAAUCUUCCCUGCCUCCCUAGCCAAGUGGCAUGUCGAUUCUCUUUCUACGAUCGCUAACGCUUCGAAAACUAGUAAGAUGAUUGGGAAUGACAUUUGCUAUCGACAGGUCACGUGAUCAAGAUCUGUCAUUCCCAUACAUUUUCUAGUUUUCGAUCGUAGAAAGAGAAUUGACAUGUCACUUGGCUAGGGGGGGCUGCUUACUCUGAGCACUACUGCGUUUACUACUUUCGAUGACCUCUUUGCCACAGUGGGUAGUGUGUUGAUCUAUGCUUUUUAACAGAGAGGUAAUGGAUUCGAUUUCCAGCGACAAUAGACCAACGAUGCCGGGUUCGAACCACCACCGUGAUGACUAAACGUUUUACCGGUGAGAUAUCGUGGUGUUCUACUUAGCCACUUGUCUAUAUCAUUUUCUUUAGAGAUUUGUGUACAAUGUAGCACUAUUAUGUAGAUCAAUUUAGACAUAACGUGGUGUUGCAAUUAGGCCCGAACUUGUAUUUUCAACGCAAUUUCGUAAAGGAGAUGGUCCAAAAUUGUAUGGAGCCCAUGAUCAGUCAUUGUACCCUGGCGGGAAAUAAAAGAAAAUAUUUUUUAUAUUAUACAAAUCAAAUUAUACGAAUUUACAUUAAUUUUUUCGAAAUUAUAUUCGUUCUCUCCCAAAAAAUGCAACACUAAUAAGCGUAGAUGGCGGAUUGAUGACAUUUUCAAUGCAGUAGUCGAUUUGACGUUUGCUGUCAAUUGUCAUGUCAUAGUUGCUUUACGGGCGCCAUCUAGAUUUAUCUCGAAAAUUAGGGUUUUCAUUUUAUUUAGUUAGAUUUAUUCACUUAUUUAGAUUUUAAUAAAAUCCUUGUAUUUUUUAAAUUUUAAUGAUACGGGGUACAAGAAUGGACCUGAAAUGGACCAUCUCCUUUAAGGCAUUUUUAAAUAUUUUAAUAACUGUAAUAAUAAGUUUUAAUAUUUUUUACUCUAUUUUUGUAUUUGCUAACAUAAACUUCUAAAAAAAUAGAUAAAUACGAAAAGUGCUUUACUGCUUAAGUAAAAUGAAUUAUAUUGUGUUCUGAACAUCCCAUUCUAUCAAUGAUUUGCUUAGCAACGUUUAUUAUAAGUCAUAAAAAGUUGUUAUUAUUUUUUUUUUCUACUUAUAAUAUUUAUUUUUUAAUAAGCUUAAAUAAUAUUCUUCAAGAUUAUUAUUCUUUUUAUUAGUUUCUGUAAAAACAUUAGAAUUAACAUUGAUGUAGUAAGUUAUAUUGUAUGCGCAUGAAAAAUAAUAGGUAUUAAUUAUUUUUAAGUUUUCGAAUUUUUUUUACAGAGUAUUAUGUAAAAAUAAAUAUGUAAUGUAAAAUUACGUUAUAAUAAUAUUAUUAAUAUAUAAUUUAUCAAUAGAGAGUUACAAUGUAAUUCACUCACAUCGAAAGUUAAAAGAUUUAGAUAUAUUUUUUUAAUUUAUGUUUAAGUUUAGUGAUUUCUUUAGCCUAUAGCAGUAGUCUUGCCAAUACAGUAAAAGCUCCUUAUUCAUGUUUUCAUUUUCGCGGAUUAAAAAACUGCGUCCCAAUUCCUAUAUUCGCUGCUAAAUAUUUCGUUAUUCGCGGAUCUGACUGACGAAACUGACGUAAAAUCUGCAAAUUUAAACUUUAACUUGCAAAUAAUUAUUGCCGAAAUUGCGAAUGGAUGGUUUAAGAAUGUCACUGCUUAAAAUCACUCUAGAAGAAGAAGUAUAGAAGCUUUUAAAAAAUGUCAAAAUUCUUCAAACCAUUGUCUAAGACUGAAGAUAAUAGUUAAUCAAUAACUUCAAUUAAUUGUUUUUUCUUUAUAUAUUUGUUAUUUAUUUUGUCACCCAAGAACGUGACCCUUAUAAUCCCAUAUAAAAUACCAUUCCAUAUUCACGGUUUCUGUAUUCGCGACACAUUUAGAGAACAUAUCCCCCGCGAAUAACGAGCUUUUACUGUAUAUAAAAAAUAUUUUCUGUAAUUCUUGCCGACGAUUUACUACUACGAAUUCAUUAUUACUUUUAACGCUUUUUAACGGUUUUAAUCAUGAAAUUCAUUGUAAAUAUUGAUGUUAGCGAUUAAAUAAUUUUUAUUAUUUUGCAAAAUCAGUGUAAUACCGGACUUUUGUUUAAAUCUUAUAUCAACGUUAUUUUAUCCAUACGGGCCUAAAUAACGGGAUUUUAAUGCACAGAAUUAUAGAAGCGUAUCUGACGCCUUUUAAAACGCUGAGUUUUAAACGCAGGGUCGAUUUUUUUUUAUAAAAACAGUACUUGCCAUAUCUUUUAAAUAUGACCAUUACCCUCCCAACUAGUCGGGAAAGACUGUACUAGGAAUGGGUACGACAAUAAACUAACGGUGCGAUGAUCGAACCACCACCCCUGCGUGAUGUGUCCCACCGCUCUUACCGUUAAGUUAUUGAGUUUUGAGGCUCUAUUUUGGGUUCUGUCAAUAUAGAAUUUAAUACUCAGCUUGAGAAUGAUCCCCUCGGGGUGCCUCUACGACUUCUAUGAAAUCUAACAGUAAAGACCUCAUAAUUUCAUCAUUAUAAUAAAGGCGGACUUACUCGAUAGCAAUUACACAUUUUGUAUGCUGUCAUAUCACAAAAUUCUAAUAGUCUCAUCGAAUAUUAAAAAAUAAAGCCUUAAUAACUUCAUUCGUCGAUGACUGAGCUCAAAGUAGUAGUAAAGUUGGAUACGUGACCACUCUUUUUCUUUCCAACUAAUCGAAAAAUACUUGAAAAAGGGAAAUGUUGUUCAAUAAUUCUGGUUUAACUAAUAAUAAUACCUGUAUAAUUUUUAAUAGUGUUGUGUAUUAUAUUUUUUUAUUAUCAUUUUAAAAAAGGACAAAUAAAUGAAUGAGAGUAAUUAAUUACCUAUAUUAAAAUUACCUAAAUUCGCAACUUAUCAUUCAAUCUAAAUUUGAUUAGCCCAAGUCAUACGUAGAUUUGCACGCCACUAAAACUCAGCGUUUUGGACGCGCGUUUCGAACGUCUGGUGUAAAUGCAUCAUAAUAUAAUAAUAAAUAAUAAUACACGUGAUUGACUGACGUAGUAUGUAAGCGUUUCGAUGUUUGGAAAUGUUAGUUCGUUUUGUAGUAGAUUUUUAGAAUGUUCACGCCAAAGUAUAUGGUAUAUAGGGUACAAGAAUAAUCAUUUUAAUUAUUAAAUUUAUUUCAUUAAUUUUAUUUUCGAUGAAAUACAUAACUUUUAAUAAGUUAGCCCGCUUCCAUCUUAGAUUGCAUCAUCACUUAACAUCAGGUGAGAUUGUAGUCGAGGGCUAACUUGGAAAGAAUAAAAAAAACUCCUGGACAAACUAUUAUUAAUGAUCGUUAAUAAUAGUGGUCUAACCUAACCUAACCUAACCUGGUAUCUAUAGCAUUUACCUUCCAGUAAACAGAUGGGUGAAGGUCGUUUUUAAUUCGGAUCUUCUAUAAAGUUAUUUUUUUUAAAUUUAAAUAGGCUUUUUACAAUGACAUUAUUAUUAAUAUGUACAAUUUAUAUUGAGUUUUUUUUUAUACUGUGGCGUGAACUUCAAAAAUGAGGUGUUGAAUUUUCUACCUAGUGAUGUUCUAUGAAGUGCUGUGCAUAUUUUUCUGUGACGAAAUAAAAUUUUGAGAAUAA
Messenger RNA from Bicyclus anynana (squinting bush brown), 10986 nucleotides. RefSeq names its product tyrosine-protein phosphatase non-receptor type 4 (gene Ptpmeg). Gene Ontology annotation, cellular component: cytoskeleton. Gene Ontology annotation, molecular function: protein binding; protein tyrosine phosphatase activity. The record is from RefSeq and is a predicted model, not a curated record. NCBI's taxonomy places the organism in Eukaryota, Metazoa, Arthropoda, Insecta, Lepidoptera, Nymphalidae. Bases 432 to 3038 code for a protein of 868 amino acids. Gene Ontology annotation, biological process: protein dephosphorylation. The transcript has 16 exons.